AAUAGGGAUAAAUUUUAGUAUUUUUUUUUUUUUGGUGUGUGUGUGUGUGUGCAAAUCAAAGAAAUUAAUGGCCAUGAGUUCGUUUUUGAUCAACUCCAACUAUGUGGAUCCCAAGUUCCCACCCUGCGAAGAAUAUUCUCAGAAUGAUUACCUUCCCAAUCACUCUCCGGGAUAUUACAGCAGCCAGAGGCGAGAGACCACUUUCCAACAUGAGGCGAUGUACCAGCCGCGGUCAGCCUGCAACGAGCCGCCCUACCCUGCUUGUCAGGGCUCCGGCCACCAGCCAGCGGUGCUAUCCCCAAGGGGUCACGUUCAUCCUUCUGCCGGACUUCAGAGCCACCUCUCAGAGCCAGAUCACCGCUGUGAGUCGGUCACCCCCAGCCCUCCUCCACCCUCCUGUAGCCAAAACUCUAUGAACCAAAGCCCAUCUAAUUCUUCUUGCAAAGAACCAGUAGUUUAUCCCUGGAUGAAAAAAGUCCAUGUAAGCACGGUAAACCCCAGUUGCACAGGAGGGGAACCGAAGCGCUCCCGGACAGCUUAUACCAGACAGCAAGUCCUGGAGCUGGAGAAAGAAUUCCAUUAUAAUCGCUAUCUCACGCGGAGGCGCAGGGUCGAAAUUGCCCAUUCUCUUUGCUUGUCCGAGCGCCAGAUCAAAAUAUGGUUCCAGAACAGGAGGAUGAAAUGGAAAAAAGAUAAUAAAUUACCAAAUACCAAGAUCAGGUCUAAUUCUUCUAACGCUUCUGCAAGCCUGCAGAUACAAGGAGGUUCUCAGAACCGAGCCAACGCACCAGCCACCGGCCUAUAAUUGUUUUGUGUGU
Molecule: messenger RNA, 818 nt
Organism: Gopherus flavomarginatus (Mexican gopher tortoise)
Lineage: Eukaryota; Metazoa; Chordata; Testudines; Testudinidae
Gene: HOXB4
Product: homeobox B4
Exons: 2
Coding region: 68-805 (245 amino acids)
Biological process (GO): embryonic skeletal system morphogenesis; anterior/posterior pattern specification; regulation of transcription by RNA polymerase II
Cellular component (GO): nucleus
Molecular function (GO): DNA-binding transcription factor activity, RNA polymerase II-specific; RNA polymerase II cis-regulatory region sequence-specific DNA binding
Source: RefSeq, a predicted model, not a curated record